AUGGCAACUGAACCCAUCAUGAUGGCACCCAUUUGUCUAGUGGAAAACCAGGAAGAGCAGCUGAACCUGAAUCCAGAAGCAUUACAGAUUCUUAGUAAGAUUUCUCAGCCUGUGGUGGUGGUGGGCAUUGUAGGGCUGUAUCGGACUGGAAAAUCCUACCUGAUGAACUGCCUGGCAGGACAGAACCAUGGCUUCCCCCUGGGUUCCACAGUGAGGUCUACAACCAAGGGUAUUUGGAUGUGGUGUGUACCCCACCCCUCUAAGCUGAACCACACCCUGGUCCUUCUGGACACUGAGGGUCUAAGUAACUUGGAAAAGGAAGACCCUAAGAAUGACUCAUGGAUCUUUGCCCUGACUGUGCUUCUGAGCAGCACCUUGAUCUACAACAGCAUGGGCACCAUCAACAGCCAGGCCCUGGAGCAGCUGCACUAUAUGACUGAACUAACGCAGCUGGUCAGGGAAAAGUCCUCCUCAGACUACACUGGGGUAGAGGACUCUGCCAAGUUUGUGAGUUUCUUUCCAGACUUUAUUUGGGCUUUACGAGAUUUCACAUUGGAGAUGAAGAUAAAUGGAUACUCCGUAACUGAAGAUGAGUACCUGGAGGAUGCCUUGAAGCUGCUUCCAGGCACAAAUCCCAAAAUCCAAAAUUCCAACAUGUCCAGAGAGUGUAUCAGACAGUUCUUUCCAAAACGGAAGUGCUUCAUCUUUGACCGGCCUACAAAUGACAAAAAUCUCUUAGCCCAUAUUGAGAACGUGCCAGAAGACCAGCUGGACAGUAGUUUCCGGGAACAAUCAAACAAAUUCCGUACCUAUGUUUUCACUCAUACAAAGACCAAGACCCUACGAGAGGGAAUCAUUGUCACUGGGAACCGGCUGGAGACUCUGUUGAAAGCCUAUGUGGUUGCCAUCAAGACGGGAGAAGUUCCUUGCUUGGAGAAUGUGGUGACAGCUCUUGCCCAGCGUGAGAACUCAGUGGCCGUGCAGAAGGCAGCCGACCACUACAGCGAGCAGAUGGCCCAACGAGUGAGCUUCCCCACAGACACGCUCCAGGAGCUGCUGGAUGUGCAUACAGACUGCGAGAGGGAAGCCAUUGCAGUCUUCAUGGAGCAUUCCUUUAAGGAUGACAAGCAGGAGUUCCAGAAAAAUCUCAUGGACAUGAUAGAAAAAAAGAAGAAAGAUUUCUUGCUGCAGAAUGAAUACACAUCUGUUAAAUAUUCCCAGGCAAAGCUUCAGCAACUUACAGAGCCCCUGAUGAAAAGCAUCUCAACAGGAACUUUCUGUGUUCCUGGAGGACACAGUCUCUACUUAGAAGCAAAGAAUAAGGUUGAAUGGGACUAUAACCUAGUGCCCAGGAAAGGGGUUAAGGCAAAUGAAGUUCUCCAGCACUUCUUACAGUCCCAAGUGGCAAUAGAGAAAUCCAUCCUGCAGGGAGACAAAGCCCUCACCUGUCAAGAGAAGGCGCUCGCAGCUGAGCGGGCUAAGAAGGAGGCAGCUGAGAAGGAGCAGGAGCUGCUAACUCAGAAACACAAGGAGCAGCUGCAAAAAAUGGAGGCUCAAGAGAGAGGCUUCAGGGAAAACAUAGCCCAACUGAGAGAGAAGUUGGAGAAGGAAAGAGAAAGUCUUCAGAGAGAACAGGAAAAAAUGCUGAUGCACAAGCUGAAGGUCCAAGAAGAACUUCGUAAUGAGGGAUUUGAAAAGAAAUCUGAGAAGUUGCGUAGAGAGAUACAGCUACUAAAAAAAGAGAUUGUGGCAAACAAAGAUAAAUAUUUGUUGGGUCAGUGGAUUAUUGAUGUGACUGAUGGAGUAUUCAGUAAAGAAACGCCGGAUCAUACUGAGCGGGCUAAGAAGCAGGCAACUGAGAAGGAGCAGGAGCUGCUAACUCAGAAACACAAAGAGCAGCCACAAAAAAUGGAGUCUCAAGAGAGAAGCUUCAGGGAAAACAUACCCCAAAUGAGAGAGAAGUUGGAGAAGGAAAUAGAAAGCCUUCUGAGAGAGCAGGAAAAAGUGCUGAUGCACAAGCUGAAGAUACUAGAAGCUUCCGGUUUCCAGCGACAAAAAGCACAGAUUCCCUGA
Puma concolor (puma) is the source of this 2073-nucleotide messenger RNA. NCBI's taxonomy places the organism in Eukaryota, Metazoa, Chordata, Mammalia, Carnivora, Felidae. The record is from RefSeq and is a predicted model, not a curated record.